CACACACACACACUUCCGCCACGCAUACGUCACUGCGGGGCUCGUCCAAUCGUACAGCGCGUGCAGAUCACGUCACUCAGCCAGGCUGCAGUUCCCAGUCUGACCUCUAGGCGGCGAAAGGUCAAAACACAUGUGAAAUUACACAACGUAUUAUCAAAUCCUGAAGGCGGGUUUUGUAAUAAGCUGCUGCUCCUCUUCGUGGUGCUGCUGCCUCGCUGAAGGUGAGUCGUUUAAAAUCUAAAAAACGGCGUUUUGCUGCCGGUAUUUGACUUUUCGCUUUAAAUCCCACGUGUAAAAAAAGAAGCACAGAUCCGCUGCAUUCAUUUUCACGUUGGUUUGUAUACUUCCUUGCAACGCGUUGACUUCCCACAUAUUCCUUAAUUAACGGUCAAGCCCCGUGCGCGAGAGCAUCCACUGGCAUUUCCAGUGACAUUUUCUUUGAUAACUCUGAUCCAGGAACCGGCUUCUGACGUCACGGAGACCACGAUGAAGUCCUUCGCCCGUUUCUCCUCGUCCGUCAGAGCGGCUCGUCGGCCCCCCUCCUCCCCGUGUUUCCCCCCCGAUCGGGCUGCUCUCAGCCUCUGCGCUCCGUCCGGCGUGGACUCCUUGGCCAGCAGAACCGGCGCUGCGCGACCGCCGCGCGUAACCGCCGCGCGUACCUUUCACAGCACGCGCGUCACCGCAGCGGCUGUCCAGCGGGCGAGUGCGGCGGCCCCCCUCCCCGUCCCGGUGGCCGUGCCGGUGAGAACCGAGGCUGCACCGAACGUGUACCGACUUGGCGCCAGGCCGACGGCGCACCUGUCUCCUAACGUGCCGCACAUCAAGCCGCAGAGCAGCGCCGCCGCACUGGUCCACCUCCGGACUGUGAUGGAAGGGGACGUGAUCCCCGCGCUGUGCGCCAGGCUGGCGCGCAUCCCCGGCGACGAGAGGGCGGAUGGACUCGCCACUUUGCUCGGAGCGUGCGCCGAAUGCGGCCUGGAGGCCCACAGCCCCCUGGUCGUCCGGGCUGAUAAACGAGUGUCUGGAGCUCCUCUCCGGCGGGGGCGUCCGGGUGUCACAGCUGUGCCACCUGGGCGAGGCGGCGCGCGCCCUGGAAGGCCGCCGGUCCGCCCUGGUGGUGACAGAGGUCCUGGCCUCUCUCUGCGGGGCCGUGGGAGAGGACGUCGUCUCGCCGAGCGAGGCCGUCCGGAUCUACUCCCUGCUGGCUCUGUGUCACGACCCCGCCAGCCGGCGGCACAAGGUCCUGCUGUCCGCUUUGCACCGGAGCACACGGAGGCAGGUCCAGCGGCUCAACGCCAGCCAAGUCAGCGAUGUGCUGCAGUCCCUGUUGAAGUUGCAGCAGAGACAGGCCAUCCCCCUGGUGCUGAGGCUGAGUCACAGAGCGUCACAGGUCCUAAAAGAUUUUAGCGACGCUGAGUUAAUCCAGGUGCUCUCCACGCUGAUGAUGCUGGGACAUCAUAGCGAAAAGCUCCUGUCUGCUGUGGAGGAACACCUACCUGCUGGGAGGCUCGGGAAGUGCGAUCCGGAGCUGAUCAGCACCGUCAUGGAGUACUGUCUGCAAAUGAGGUGUCGCUCUGAGCCCAUCUUCGAGGCCGUGGCUGAGAACUUUGUUAACAACGCUGAGAAUCACACCACCCUUCAGAUCGCCAAACAAAUUGUCUCCAUGGGAAGACUCAACUAUCUUCCCCAGUGCUCCAGUGAGAUGUUUAAAAAGUUGGAGAGCAUUUUGUCAGCGAGGUUCGCACAGUUCCAGCCUCGCUCCCUGAUCGAGGUGUUGCACGCCUGCAUCCACCUGGAACGCUUCCCACUCAACUACAUGGCCAAAGUCUUCGGCCCGCACUUCCUACAGAGGCUGCGAGCACAGGGGGAACCAUUGGACAAGAUCGCACUGGGUCAGCUGACGCAGCUUCAUCUCUCCUCCUCGUUAGAGUGCUCUUACUACUGGGGUCCGAGACUGCCGUUCUUCCUCCACGUGAAGAAUUUCUCCUCUGUGGACCACGCCUUUGAGACACCUAUGGAGAGUCGCUUCUACAACCAGGUCAAAGGGCCACUCACAGAGAUGCUGGGGGGGAGGCUUUACAACACCAGAAUCUUUACCCGCAGUGGCUACACAAUAGAUGUGGAGAUGUGUCUGGAUGAGAAUGGAUAUGUUCUGCCUCCGUCUCAGUGGGAUCACACUUACAAGAGGAUGGCACUGUGCUUGGAUGGUGAAAAGCGGUUCUGUAGCAAAACACAGCACCUGCUGGGGAAGGAGGCCACUAAGAGGAGACACCUCCGCAGGAUGGGCUAUGAGCUGGUGCAGAUCCCUUACUUUGAAUUUGAGAAGCUGAGAACUCUGGAGGAACAGGUGCAAUAUCUUCACGACAAGAUCUUUCCCGCCAUCUUCAAGUUCAAUCACUGAUCUUCAGUUUGCCUAAAAAGUUGACUAAGGAUUCCUCAGCGCCUUUUAUUGAUUGAAGCGGUUGAUGCUUGUUGCUGUAGCUUCAUAAGCUUUUACAGGCUAUUAUCACGGUUACACUAACUGGAGCAAGCUUGUGAAAAUAGUACUGCCCAUUGUUGUAUUCUGGUCAUUUAUUAUUUAUCAUUUUGACUAUUUAUAUGAUCAAUGUGAACACGAAACAGGAGUUUUCAAGCGGUGGUGUUUUUUUUAACCUUUGUCCGGUGGUGCCUGACUUUCUUUGGGAUCGGGAAAAUAAUGUGACCUCAUUAACUGACUAAGAUACUUGAGAUGUUUGAAUUGAAAUGAAAUGUACAAAUGUGUGACUUGAAAUAUGCUUUUAGUAUAAGAUACACCAUAAACUGCCUUAAAUAUUUA
Molecule: messenger RNA, 2815 nt
Organism: Gasterosteus aculeatus aculeatus (three-spined stickleback)
Lineage: Eukaryota; Metazoa; Chordata; Actinopteri; Perciformes; Gasterosteidae
Source: RefSeq, a predicted model, not a curated record